GUCUUUUUCCUCCCUUCUGCUUGAGACGUUGUCUCUCAGGAUUUUUUCUAUACAUGCCAACCAUGGAAUCAAAAACAACGGUGGCUGUCUCUGGCAGUGAGGAGGAACCAGUCGGACAAUUGGAUCAAGGGCUUCGGGCUUGGACAGUCGUCUUUGGAGCAUGGUGUGGUCUAUUUUGCGCUUUUGGCUGGGUGAAUGCCAUGGGCAUUUUCCAAGAGUACUACCAGAACAAUCAAUUACAUUCAUAUUCAGCGUCCAGUAUCUCCUGGAUUUUAUCUCUGGAGCCAUUCGUACUCUUUGCGGCUGGAAUUGUCAUCGGAAGAGUAUUCGAUAAUUAUGGCCCAAAGUGGCUGCUUCUUAUUGGAACAUGUCUUCACGUCUUUGGUAUUAUGAUGACCUCCAUAUCGACGGAGUACUAUCAAUUCCUGCUAGCCCAGGGAAUCUGUAGCCCUCUUGGUGCAAGUUUUGUCUUCUCGUCCUCCCUCUCCUGUACCGCAACAUGGUUCGAGAAACGACGUGCCUUGGCCUUUGGAAUCGUUUCCAGCGGUUCGUCACUGGGUGGAGUUGUAUUCCCAACCAUGUUGUCUCGGAUCUUGCCUAGUAUCGGGUUUGGAUGGUCCCUGCGUAUCUCUGGAUUCAUCAUCCUCGCACUCUUGGUAAUUGCCAACCUGACUGUCCGAUCGAGAAUACGAAAUGUCCCGCGGCCAGUGAAGUUGAGUGAUUACACGAGCCCGUUCUCGGAGGUACCCUUUAUCUUGCUUAUGCUGGCAUCCUGCUGUGGAUUCUUCGCCAUGUUUGUGCCCAUCAGUUAUAUCGUUGUAGAGGCCCAAGAGGACGGAGUCAACCCCGACCUAGCUGGGUACUUGUUGACUAUACUUAAUGCUGCCAGUCUCCCAGGCCGCAUCAUACCAGGCUACAUAGGGGACAAACUGGGCCGAUUCAACGUCAUGAUUGCCAUGUGCUCCUUAUCCGCCAUCGUUAUCCUAGCCCUCUGGCUUCCAGGUACUCUUCUCUCCCCAGGCAGUGCAGCCAUCUAUAUUAUCUUCAGCAUGUUGUAUGGGUUUGCAUCGGGUGCAUUUGUGGGCAUGGUACCCGCCCUGCUGGGCCAGAUCUCGCCCGACGUGACCAAGAUCGGUGUUCGUCAGGGAGUUCUAUUUACUUGCAUCAGUAUUGCAUCCCUCACGGGAAGUCCCAUUGCGGGAGCAAUCUUGAGCCGACAAAAUGGGACCUAUUGGGGAUUACAGGUCUUUUCGGGUGCAAUGAUGGUAGCAAGUGUAUUCUUCUUCAUUGCGGCGAGAGCGGUACUUGCUGGACUGUCUAUCGCAAAAAAGGUUUAA
Messenger RNA from Penicillium samsonianum, 1337 nucleotides. RefSeq names its product putative MFS monocarboxylate transporter (Mct). Gene Ontology annotation, cellular component: fungal-type vacuole membrane. Lineage: Eukaryota; Fungi; Ascomycota; Eurotiomycetes; Eurotiales; Aspergillaceae. Gene Ontology annotation, biological process: transmembrane transport. The transcript has 4 exons. The record is from RefSeq and is a predicted model, not a curated record. The coding region runs from base 54 to 1337 and encodes 427 amino acids. Gene Ontology annotation, molecular function: transmembrane transporter activity.